Musca vetustissima is the source of this 2061-nucleotide messenger RNA. Its product is annotated as ral GTPase-activating protein subunit beta-like. The annotation marks the transcript as partial. Gene Ontology annotation, biological process: activation of GTPase activity. Gene Ontology annotation, molecular function: GTPase activator activity. Lineage: Eukaryota; Metazoa; Arthropoda; Insecta; Diptera; Muscidae. The record is from RefSeq and is a predicted model, not a curated record. The transcript has 7 exons.
UUUGCCUUUAUUAAAUUUUUAGGCUUAAGCAAAUCCGCUCUCAUUGGCUUGACAACAUCAAGAUCAUCAAACGCAACUGCAGCGCCAGCUCCCUUAACGCCAACCUCUGGACCGCCAUCCAGCAGCAGUUUGGGCUCUUUACCCUCCCUGGGUUUGGAACCAAGACCUCCAUUGGCUGCCACCCGACCCAAAUGUAACAGCAUCUUACAUCUGUUCGGUGAAUGGUUGUUUGAAGCGGCCCAUAUAGGGGGUGAUGCUUGGCUAAUGAAUACCAAAAAACAAGCCAGUGAGGCCAGUAAACGCCCCUCCUCGAUGAUUAUGGAAACUCGUAAGGGUAGCAUUUCUUUGUCACAACCAAAUUCCCUUAACGACCCCUCAAGCCUGCCGCCCACAUUGACUAUCGAUAAAUAUGAAUCGGGUCGGGCUGAAGCCAUUGGCACCCUGUGUAAAAUAUUUUGUGCUAAAAAAACUGGCGAAGAAAUACUGCCCGUUUAUUUGGCCCGAUUCUAUAUGGCCCUACAGCAAUGUUUAAAAAUUACCGAAACUAAAGAAUGUGAUGAAACAUUGGCCAGUAUUCUAUUAAAUUCCGCCGAUCUAUUUCGUCUAGAUUUAGAUGGUGUACAUGUACUGUUGCCCUCAUUUAUUGCAGCAUUGGAAAUUGUCCUGCCCGCAAAAGAUUUGAAAAUUAAAAAUCAAUCAAUGCAAUUUAAUAAAACCGAUUUGCGGCGUUCCGCCAUACAAAUUUUACUAUCGAUUUUGACACUACCAUUGCAUUUUCAAACACUGCCAAUACGUGAUUUAACCAAUGAGGCUUCGGAGAGGAUUACAACAUUUUUACAAUUGAAACCCCGUCUAAUAAAUAUUUUAAUGAAUGCCCUACAAGUGGAAACGGAUGCACAAAAUACCCACAUGUUAUUAGGUGGCCUAUUACUAACCGUACAAGAUGCUGUUACCUUUGAAGAAACUGAAAGUCUGGGAGAUCAUUCGAAUCUUCAUGGUGGUUCACCUUCGCCUGGUCAUGGUAAUGCUGAAUCGAAUAUCCUUAGCUCGGCUUGUUCUGAACGAUCUGCUUCAAUAGCUAGUGUUGGCAAUUCUAGUUUAGGUGCACACAGUACUGCUACCAUAGGUAAUUCUGUUGCCGCUGGUUCAACAGCAGCUGAUUCGUAUCAUGGUUCGGGUACAUUAAAUGCCCGUGAUAAUUCAUCGCAACAUGAAUAUCCUAGUUUGACGAUAUUCGAUGAUUUGCCAUUGGAUGUAUUGCACGAAUAUGAAACAGCUACUAGUUAUGAUAAUGCCCAUGCGCUAUUUGUUCGCGCUACAUAUUUGGUAUGCCACCGCUUGAUUUCUUCAUGGAGAACGGACUUGAAUGUUUCCCUAGCCGCAUUGGAGCUACUUUCGGGUUUGGCUCGUCUCUUUAUACGUGAUACAGAAACCUUAGUCAAAAUUGAAGAACCAAGUCAAAAUCUUACGAUAAUUUCCACAGACGCCUUGGAAUGUAAACGCGCCGUCAAAUGGAUUUGUGAUUAUAUCUGCUAUCAGUGUUCGAGACCGCCACAGGCACACAGCAAAGAUUUGCACAGCACCAUUGUUGCGGCAUUCCAAUGCACAUCGGCCUGGUUGAUGCAACAUCCCUACUUGUUGCAGGAUAAAGAUUGUCUACAGACCGUAUUAGAGGUGGUUGAAUUGGGUAUAUCGGGUACCAAGAGUAUUGGCAAACCAGGUGAUAUACCGAAAUUUAAAGAUGAAAAAGAAUUGAAACCAGCUUCUAUGCGUGUUCGUGAUGCCGCCGAGGCACUGCUGACAAUUAUUCUGGAACAAGUUGGUUAUUUUCCAAGUGAAUGUGGCCCGGAGUCGAUAUCAUCGCUAUUGGAUGAGGUAGCAUUGAUGAAACAUUGCAAUUCAUUGGAUUCGUCAAAUGGUUCUUCGAUAACCACCGAACAGGCAAUAUCGAAAUUUAAAUAUUUUGUAACGGAAAAUUCCACGAUUUUGGCACUGCUGGAAGAACCAUUGGGUAAUGAUCAGGAUCCACAGCCAACGGUGACAUGUAAGUAUUCAAAAUAA